Messenger RNA from Melopsittacus undulatus (budgerigar), 2036 nucleotides. RefSeq names its product tubulin epsilon and delta complex 2 (gene TEDC2). The transcript has 10 exons. The coding region runs from base 96 to 1997 and encodes 633 amino acids. The record is from RefSeq and is a predicted model, not a curated record. NCBI's taxonomy places the organism in Eukaryota, Metazoa, Chordata, Aves, Psittaciformes, Psittaculidae.
CCGACGCUGAGUUUAGUGAGUGUAGCAACGGCCGCAGCGUGUAGAGCUGCCAGGACCGGACCGAGCGGAGCCGGAGCCGGAGCCGAAGCGAACGGAUGCGGUCCAUGCUGCCCAUGCUGCCUACGGGAUGCGGGCGGCGGUCGGCAGCGGCGCUGUUGGCGGCGCUGGGCGAGGGUGCGAGCCGGAGGCGGGAGGUGGAGCAGCGGGCGGCGCGGAGCUCUGCUGUCCUGCGGUGCUGGGGCAGUGAGGAAGAGGAGCAGGCGCAGCCAGAGGCCGGUUCCAGCAAUGGACAAGAGAUCAAGCCUUCACCCAGGGACCUGGAGGAGCUGGAACUGCUGAACAGAGCCCUAGAGAAGGCACUGAAAGUUAGGAAAAGCACCUUGAAAACUCCAUUAGAGGCCCAAGGCACUACAGGAGAGAAAUCUGCAGGUGAGGAUCCUGCUCCCAAGAAUGCUGAAGAGCAGCAAGUGCCUGUACCUGUUGAGGAUGUUCCAGUGAGCACAAAGCUGAGAUCUGUAAGCAAAAAGCCUGCCUCUUUGAAGAAACCCCCUCCAUACCAGCUAAAAGCCCCUUAUAGGACUGACCCAGAGGUGAAAAAACUGCAAAAGAAGUCCAGAUGUGUUUCUCGAAGUCCCAGGACAGCUGGGAAGAGCUCCUCAAAAGGGGUAGUUUGCAAACAAGGAAGGAGUCCUAGGAGACCAGUGAGUGCCACUGCCAGAGAGGUGUGUGCUCCAGCUGAACCCCAAAAGGCACCUGGCUCAUCCAGAUCUGCCCUGAAUGAGCAGCAAAGGUUUUCUGUAGGGGAUUCAGCUGGGGAAAAGAACUCUGUAGCUGUUGGCAGGCAGUUACUUGAUGCAGGGAAGAAAAGUUGUGGUUGCCUGGGAGAGUCCAGCAAAAAAGAGAACCCUGCAGGUGAAGGAGCAUUGGGAAGGAGCACCUCACCUUGCAGAGUCACCCUGCAGGAAAAGGGGUGCCAGCUGAAGCUGCCCCUUUCCUACAGGAAAGCCUAUUUCAGGAACUUUAGGGCAUGGGAGAGAUGUCGUCUCUGUCAAACAAGUGCAGAUGCAGCAGCUGCCAGGACCCGUUUCGUAGAGAGGAUCCAGACAACAUUCUCUUCACCAAGGCCAGUCUUCAGUCCUGCAGAGAUGGAGGAGGAGUUAAAGGUCCUCCAGGAUGUCCCCUCCCUUCUGAGCCAGUAUGUGGAAGCUGAGCUUGCAGACCAAUGCACCCUGCAAAGAGAGUAUGAAAGCCUUUUAACCUUGGAGGGUUUGCAAACCACAGUUUCCCAGUGCCUGCAUAAGCUGCAGCUCCUGCGAGCAGAUGUGGAGUCCCAGAGAAAGAUGCACCCAGACUGCACUGGGGACAUAGGAAGCUGCUCUCCAGCCUGUGUUCCUUCCAAGGGACAGAUGUGUGACAGUGCAGGCAUACUGGCUGUGCCUCUCCUUUGUUACUCCAGUUUCCAGGAGCUGAGGGACCUGUUUGCCUUGAAGCUGCAGGUGUCAGUACUGCACCAAGAAAUUGCCUUACAAAAGGAAAACCAAUUAAAACUCAGUGCAGGAGAAGUGAUGGAUGUGGGAGUUGUCUUUCCACCUCCUGCCCUUACCUGGACAGUGAUAAUCCCAAAUCUUUCUUCAUCUCAGCUCCUUGCAGAUUCCCUUCCUGGUCACCCUACAUCUCCUCCAGUGCCACCCCAGCAGUGUCCCACCACCCCUGUGCAGAACUCGAGUCUUCACCAGUCCAACCAGCAAAUACCAGUGAGGGUUUCCCAAGCCCUGUGUCAGGGGACAGAGCUGGCAGAGGGUGACACCGGAAAAGCAUCUUGGAAGGAGGCAAAAGGGCUCCGUGGAGUGGCUGGAGGUCCUGCAUCUUGUUACUUUGGGGUUCACUGCCCGUCGGGCAGCCUGAAGGGGUGCUUGGAGCGGUGUGGGCUGGAGGUGAUGGGCAGCCAGGGCUGUUUCUCUGUCCCACCACUGCCUGCUCGGGGGCCGGGCUGGUAGAAACACGCAGAUUGCAAAACCACAUUCCGAGAGCGAUCC